UUUGAAAAUAACUUUGCCCUGCUCAUUGUUUUGAAGUAAAAGCUGAAAAUAUAUUUUUAUAAUUAUAGAUGAAAAACAUAUGAUGUUUUUGUUCUCUACAGGAAGGAAGAAACAGAAGCUUGCCAAAGAGAGAGCAGGGCUUUCCAAGCUCCCUGAUCUAAAAGAUGCUGAAGCUGUGCAAAAAUUCUUUCUUGAAGAAAUCCAGCUUGGUGAGGAAUUACUAGCACAAGCAUUUGCAGUUUACUUCUACAAGGCAAACAAAGAAACAUUCUGCACCAAAAGCACUUUUUUUUUUUUAAAAAAAGGAACCUUUUGUCAUGUAGGUGAAUACGAGAAGGGUGUCGACCACUUGACAAAUGCCAUUGCUGUGUGUGGACAACCACAGCAGUUAUUACAAGUUUUACAGCAGACUCUUCCUCCACCAGUGUUCCAGAUGCUUCUUACUAAGCUCCCAACAAUUAGCCAGGGCUGUUUCUCUGGUUUCACUAGGAAGGCAAAAAAUCAUUGCUAAUACAAAAUAAGUGAUUAUUUUUCCCACUGAAACGUGCCGGGGAUAGAAUUGUAAGUGCACAGAGCUUAGCUGAAGAUGAUGUUGAAUGAGAUCAUGCCACACCAGAGAAAAAUUAGUGAUUUCAUACCCCAGAAGAUGAGCAUCAGUGGGGGGAUAAAGAGGGCAAACAUCGUAGUUAAUGGACUAUGUACUACAUUGAAUCUACCAGAGUUAAUCUUUAACUUUGGAUAGGUGGGUCUGGCUGGAUUUUAUUUAUUUAUCCCAGUGAAAAGUGUAUUUUGAUUAAAAAAAAAAAAAAAAAAAAAAAAAAAAAAAUUCAUUUUAUAAAUACACUGUGUUGAGUUAUCAAAGUGUCACUAACUUCAUUACUAUUAAAAUAUGCAGAUGUAAUGUUGUACAUAGAAAGGUAUAAAACUACUACGUAUUAAAUACCCAAUGCUCAUUUUUGAAAAACAAAGUGAAGGCAAUAAAGAUUUAUCUGCACCUGUA
Messenger RNA from Alligator sinensis (Chinese alligator), 1000 nucleotides. RefSeq names its product translocase of outer mitochondrial membrane 20 (gene TOMM20). The coding region runs from base 80 to 511 and encodes 143 amino acids. Gene Ontology annotation, molecular function: transmembrane protein transporter activity. Gene Ontology annotation, biological process: protein import into mitochondrial matrix; tRNA import into mitochondrion; protein targeting. The record is from RefSeq and is a predicted model, not a curated record. Gene Ontology annotation, cellular component: mitochondrial outer membrane translocase complex; mitochondrial outer membrane. The transcript has 5 exons. Lineage: Eukaryota; Metazoa; Chordata; Crocodylia; Alligatoridae.